AUGGAGCAGUGCCCGGACUCUCCGGUGCAGGCCGCCGCCAACGGGGGCGCCAAGAGCUCGCUCAAGGCGUGGCCCGGACCGUUGGCACCGCCGAGUCCGGCCGCGCGCGCGGCCCGCCCCGGCGGCACGCCGCAGGUCAGGUUCAAGAUCGCCGCCGCUGCGCCCGCCCGACCCAAGCGAGGUCGGCGCCGGACCGCCUCGUCCUCCUCCCACCUGAGCGACUCCACCUCGCCCGACGACGAGUGCGUGACGCUGGAGCGGCACGCGCCCGACGGCGGCUGGGGCUGGGUGGUGGUUGUGGCCGCCUUCACCAUCAACAUGAUCGCCGACGGCAUCUGCUUCUCCUUCGGCGUGUUCUUCGUGGAGUUUCUGCGCUAUUUCGGCGCCUCCAAAAGCACCACCUCCUGGCUGGGCAGCAUAUUCCUGGCGCUGCCGCUGCUGCUGGGACCGGUGGCCUCUUCGCUGGUGGACAGGUUCGGCUGUCGACGCACCACCGUAGCCGGUGCACUGCUGUCGGCGGCCGGCUUCAUGCUCAGCUACUUCGCAGACUCGAUGGAGCUGCUGUUCUUCACCUUCAGCGUGAUGCCCGGCAUCGGUCUGUCGCUGUGUUACGUCUCAGCCGUGGUGAUCGUGGCCUAUUACUUCGAGCGACGCCGCUCGCUGGCCACGGGCAUCAGCGUCUGCGGCACCGGCGUCGGCACCUUCCUGUUCCCGCCGCUGGUGGAGCUGCUGAUCCAGGAAUACGGGUGGCGGGGCGCGCUGCUGGUCCUGUCCGGCAUAUUUCUCAACAUCGCCGUUUGUGGCAUGCUGAUGCGUGACCUCGACUGGACAAAACACAAAAACAGGGAGCGCUCCAGCCAGUGUACGCUCUCGGCCGACGGCGACUCAGACAGCUUGCGGUCGGAGGCGGAGUCGCUGCCGGACAUCGAGCAGCUGCGCACCGCCCUCCACUCAGGUGACGUCAGCGCGCUGCUGGGCCGGCCGGUCAGCAGUGAGCAGCUGGAGCGGCUGCACAGCUCGGCUUUGCAGCUGCCCACCUGGCUGGCGGACGCCGACGCGCCGCCAGAGGUGUUGAAGACGAUCGAGACGAACCGGCGGCUACAUGAGCUGGUCUCCCGACUGUACCCGCACCUGCUGCUACCGGCCGGGGAGGAGGGCACUCUGCCAGAGAACGGGACCGGCCCGGGCGCGACGGUGGCGCCGCCUGCGCGGCCCGACGCGCCCGACCGGCCCGCGGAGCGGGCGGCGCCGGCCGCGGCCACCAGCCGCCCUCCGAACGGGGAGGCGACGGCUCACCAGGGCCGCUGGCCCUGGCGCCGACUCGGAAGAGCCGCCCAGACAGCGCCGCUGGCCGUGCGGACCACCCGCAGCGUGCCGCACCAGCCGCACAGGGCGGCGCCGCGUCCGCUCUUCACGUGCGAGCCCGAGCCCCCGGCCGCCUGCCUGCGGAACAUGCGGCUCAGACGGUGCGGUCAGUCGUCCAACGAGGUGACGGCGGGGCUGGACAGGCACCCGCCCCCGACCGGCACUGCCGGCCAGGUUGCCCCCGACUGGCACCGCUGGACAAGACACCCGCGGCCGACGCCGCUGGACAGGGCACCCCCGGGCUAG
Molecule: messenger RNA, 1611 nt
Organism: Pollicipes pollicipes
Lineage: Eukaryota; Metazoa; Arthropoda; Thecostraca; Pollicipedomorpha; Pollicipedidae
Exons: 13
Coding region: 1-1611 (536 amino acids)
Biological process (GO): transmembrane transport; monocarboxylic acid transport
Molecular function (GO): monocarboxylic acid transmembrane transporter activity
Source: RefSeq, a predicted model, not a curated record